AUGGAUUCUUCGAACUCCCCAAACGCCACCCAGGCCAACUACUCGCCGUCCCCUUCCUCCGUCGAUAGACAUCUCACUCCCGUCCCCGCCACUCCGACUGCGAACCCCCCUACCACCACAGCCGACAGCGGUGACAGCAACACCAGCAGCAGCAGCACAUCAUCCAACCUCGCCCCAAGCUCAUCCUCGAGCGAACACCCCAGCAGUCCAUCCGACUUCCUCAUCUACUCCGACCCAGUCGACUACUUGGACAACCCCUUGUACACAACCGCCUCCACAUCCACCCCCACCCCGCCCUCCCACCACCGCCGCAACGCCUUCACCAGCGCCACAACCCCCUCCGGCACGGUCCCCGUCCUUCUGCGCCACCAGCGCUCCAACACCCCCUCCCCACCACCCUCGCGUACCCGGCCCCAGUCAGACCCCUGGACGACCAUUCCGAUGACCCUCCCCGACCACAACAUCGCGGCCAACCCCUCCACCCUGCCCUCCACGCCCGCCAACCAGGCCCGUCCCCGCGCCAUCGAGCCCCCUACACGCGCCCGCGCCUGGGAGUUACGCCAUGGCACCGGCCACGCUCUCGGCACGACUCAGGAUGCCCACACUGAUGCAACCCCCACCACCAGCUCCGCCACUGCUACUGCUACCGAGACGCAGAACACCGCUCGCCCACCACGAACUUUAAGUCCGCCCGCGACAAGAGUAUUUCAAUGUCGGCUCUGCGGGCGUUUCUUCAGCACCGACGCCGCCUUCGAAUUGCACUUUCGCGUCGCGCACGCUGAGGCGGUGGCGGCGGGGCGUGUGUUGGAGGGGGAAGAGGGAAAGGAGGAGGUGGAAGGGAUGAAUGGAGAUGGAGAUGGCGAUGGGGAUGGUGAUGAUGCGACGGGUGAUGGUGAUGACGAAGGGCAGGGCGAGAGCGAGGGCGAGGGUGAGGGAGAGGAGGGAACCGAGGAAGGUGAGAUGGUGCAGCAGAAGCGCAAGCGUCGUGGUUCGAGCGGAAUUGGUGGUAGUAGCAGUAACAGCAGCGGUGGCGAGGUGUAG
Messenger RNA from Cyphellophora europaea CBS 101466, 1041 nucleotides. RefSeq lists its product as uncharacterized. The transcript has a single exon. Lineage: Eukaryota; Fungi; Ascomycota; Eurotiomycetes; Chaetothyriales; Cyphellophoraceae. The record is from RefSeq and is a predicted model, not a curated record. The coding region runs from base 1 to 1041 and encodes 346 amino acids.